GCUACGCGAUUUAUUUUGAAAGGAACAGGAAAUGUGGCGCUAUCCGACUUGACAGUUCUUCACGUGAACAAACUCCUGCUAACAAACAACAAGAGAAGCUUUAAACUCCUUCUUUAUGGUUUGGGUGAAAAUAUUUCCUAAUUUCCUAACAUUUGAUCCGGCAUCUUGUUUUUGGUUUUUUUGUGGUCCGCUAUGCUGACGUUGUGUCUCCACCGAGCUUUCCGCUCCAAGUUACCGGCGACAACGUUGGGCGCGACGGCAACCAGGCUACCGGGAAGCGGGCGACACACUCCCCGCCGCCCGAUGGGAACUCACCGCAGGAGCGAGUCGAGGGAGCCGUUCAACUCCCCCAAGAGAGCUAAGGAGUUCAUUUACGGUCUCCAGGCCGGGGAAAGAACUUGUUUGCUGCAGGAGCUGCAGAACUUUGAGUCCAUCGCCAUUGCUCAAGAGACUCAGGAGCCCUCUCCGCCCACGACAUCCCAGAUCAGAUACGUCAUAUUCCACAACGCCCUUCCCUUCGUUGGCUUCGGUUUCCUGGACAACGCCAUCAUGAUCUCAGCCGGAACGCAGAUCGAGCUUUCCAUCGGAGUCACUCUGGGAAUUUCCACCAUGGCUGCUGCCGCUCUGGGCAACCUGGUGUCAGACUUGGCAGGUCUCGGCCUGGCAGGUUAUGUGGAGGCCCUGGCGUCCAAACUGGGCAUGCAGGUUCCGGACCUGACUCCCAAACAGGCUGACAUGUGGCAGACCCGGGUCAGCGCACACUCGGGCAAAGCCAUCGGCGUCUUCAUCGGCUGCGUUCUGGGAAUGUUCCCGCUCUUAUUCAUUGGCGAAGACGAGGAGAAGGCGGCGCAGCGCUCCCAAUGAGACAGCCGACGCACAAACUGGACUUGGCUCUUUGCAUCCCUUAGGCAGUGGCCUCGCUUCCUGCCUGGUCACAGACUGACGUCACUUUGACUGGACAGCAUUAUGGAUCGUAUAUCGACUUCCUAUCCAACCAUACCAGCCCCUUCUUUAAACGACUGUUUACUAACAUCAUUGACGCUAACCGCUGGCUAACGGCUACCUCCAAAUGCAUGUUUGCAUGUAGUUCGCACAUUUUUUAACUCGCCGUAUAACUUUUUUUGGGUCAUUUGUUUAGUAUAAAAGGCUAAAAACAGUUUAUGUAAGUCAGUGGUUCUCAACCUUUUUUCCAAGGAGCAUCUCAGAAAACACUUGGCUUUCCAAGUACCACCAUAAUAAAAACAAGGCAAUGGUUUUAUUUACCAGUAUAUUCAAUAUUUACAGGCACUGUAACAUAGUUUGAAUAUUUUAAUUAAGUGAUCCAUUUGGCCUGCUACACGUACCAGUUGGAGAAUCCCUGCUGUAAGUGUUUCUCUACCUUCCGGCCAAAAGUGUAAUUUGGUUCAAAACUACAAAACCCAAAACCAGUGAAGUUGGCACGUUGUGUAAAUCGUAAAUAAAAACAGAAUACAAAAAUUUGCAAAUUCUAUUCACCUUAUAUUCAAAUAGAUACACUGCAAAGACAAGAUAUUUAAUGUUCGAACUGAGGAACAAUUUUUUUUUUGUUGCAAUUAAUCAUUAAUUUAGAAUCUAAUGGCAGCAACACAUUGCAAAAAAAUGGCACAGGGGCAUUUUUACCACUGUGUUACAUGGCCUUUCCUUUUAACAACACUCAGUAAACGUUUGAGAACUGAGACGACCAAUUUUUUAAGCAUUUCAGGUGGAAUUAUUUCCCAUUCUUGCUUGAUGUACAGCUUAAGUUCUUUAGUCCAGGGUCUCCAUUCUUGUAUUUUAGGCUUCAUAUUGCGCCGCACCUGGGAGACAGGUCUCGUAUCCUCACUUUUACCACAAAGUCACGCUACAGAACUUUGCAUCGUCUUGCUGAAAUAAGCAGGGGCGUCCAUGAAAGAGACGUUGCAUGGAUGGCAACAUUUGUCGCUCCAAAACCUGUAUGUACCUUUCAGCAUUAAUCAUGCCUUCACAGAUGUGUAGGUUACCCAUGCCUUGGGUACUAAUACACCCCCAUACCAUCACAGAUGCUGGCUUUUCAACUUUGUGGCUAGAACAAUCCGGAUUGUUCGUAUCCACUUUGGUCCGGAGGACACAACGUCCGCAGUUUACUAAAACAAUCUGAAAUGUAGACUCAUCAGACCACGGAACAUUUUUCCACUUUGCAUCAGUUCAUCUUAGAUGAGCUCGGUCCCAGCGAAGCCGGCGGCGUUUCUGGGUGUUGUUGAUAAAUGGGUUUUGCUUUGCAUGGUAGAGCUUUAACUUGCACUUACAGAUAUAGCGACAAACCGUAGUUACUGAAAUUGGUUUUCUGAAGCAUUCCUGAGCCCAUGUUGUAAUAUCCUUUACACAAUGAUGUCGAUUUUUGAUGCGGUACCGCCUGAAGGGAUCGAAGUAGCACCAAUGUUGGUUUUCAAUCAGAUUCUCUGAACCUUUUGAUGAUAUUACGGACUGUAGAUUUUUUCAACCAUUGAGCUAAUAUUUGCAAAUAAUAACAAAGUUUACCAGUUCGAACGUUAAAUAUCUUGUCUUUGCAUUGUAUGCAAUUGAUUAUAGGUUGAAAGGGAUUACCAAAUCAUUGUAUUUUGUUUUUAUUUAUGAUUUACACAACGUGCAAACUUGACUGGUUUUGUAUUUCUAAAAAGAGGAUCUUUGACCAGCCUUUUUUUUGCUGCGAGUCCUGAAAAAGCUGCAGAGCCCUCCUGUCAUAUCAAGGAUUUAAGACUGGUGUUUUUCAACAUGAGAGCAGUCUUCUCCUAUAGAUGAUCUUUGACCAGCCUAACCAUAUGCCUUAUGUGUUAUUCAAAUUAUUUUUGGACUAUUUGUCCCGAUAUUAGCAAUUUGGUGAGGUAAUGUAAAGGGUGUAGAACAGCCCUGCAGACAUGGAAAAUAUACAGAUGAGCUGAAGGAGCCCCGGUUUAAAGGAUAAGCGAGUAGAUAACACGAUGACAAUAUCGCUUGGACAAAACGGACAAACAACAACAAUGGAGGACAUCUUUCGAUUUUCCAUUCCGUCUACCAAUCAGCGUGCUGCUCCACCCUACUGGUACCUCAGGGAGGUGCCAAGAAGGGUUCGGCCGGUGUUAUUUUGUAGACAAUUCUAGGUCGGAUGUUUAGAAUGGCUUUCUGAUUGUUACAUGGAACAAUUUUUUUUUUUUUUUUAUACCAUUUGAUGUCUUAUUGAUAUAUUUCGACAUGUUUUUUGGUGAAUUCGAGUAUGGACUGCGACAGAAGGAGAUCUAGCACAGGGGUGUCCAAACUUAUUCCACUGAGGACUGUGUACUGAAGGAAAAAAAGAAUGCAGGGGGGCAUUUUGAAACAUUUAUAAAUGUACACUACUACAUUAGUAUAUGCUUAAUUAUUUGAAAAAAAUAUAUAUUUUAGCUUUUGUCUUAUAUGUUACACAGAAAAUACUGUAGUUAGUUAUAUAUUCUAACACAGGGGUGUAAAACAAAUUUUAGAUGGGGGGCCACAUGGAAAAAAUCUACUCCCGGACAGGUAAAAUCACGGCAUGAUAACUUAAAAACAAAGACAACUUCAGAUUGUUUUCUUUGUUUUGAAAUAAAACAAGCACAUUCUGAACAUGUACAAAUCA
Molecule: messenger RNA, 3604 nt
Organism: Nerophis ophidion (straightnose pipefish)
Lineage: Eukaryota; Metazoa; Chordata; Actinopteri; Syngnathiformes; Syngnathidae
Gene: tmem65
Product: transmembrane protein 65
Exons: 7
Coding region: 193-864 (223 amino acids)
Biological process (GO): regulation of cardiac conduction; cardiac ventricle development
Cellular component (GO): mitochondrion
Source: RefSeq, a predicted model, not a curated record